Messenger RNA from Nannospalax galili (Upper Galilee mountains blind mole rat), 6227 nucleotides. RefSeq names its product protein tyrosine phosphatase non-receptor type 3 (gene Ptpn3). Gene Ontology annotation, cellular component: cytoplasm; cytoskeleton; cytoplasmic side of plasma membrane. Gene Ontology annotation, molecular function: cytoskeletal protein binding; protein tyrosine phosphatase activity. Gene Ontology annotation, biological process: protein dephosphorylation. NCBI's taxonomy places the organism in Eukaryota, Metazoa, Chordata, Mammalia, Rodentia, Spalacidae. The coding region runs from base 102 to 2843 and encodes 913 amino acids. The transcript has 26 exons. The record is from RefSeq and is a predicted model, not a curated record.
GCGGCCAGGUCGCGGCGGGAGCCAGCUUCCUCGCCGGCCGCCCGCGCGACCAACCUGGGCGCCCUGCGCCCCCGGAUGCGGCAGGUUAUUCAGCGAUAGUUAUGACCUCCCGGCUACGUGCGUUGGGUGGAAGAAUUAAUAAUAUACGAACCUCCGAAUUACCCAAAGAAAAAUCUCGAUCUGAAGUCAUCUGCAGCAUUCGAUUUUUAGAUGGCUUGGUACAGACCUUUAAAGUUAAUAAACAAGAUACGGGCCAGUCACUUUUGGACCUGGCAUACGGCCACCUGGGUGUGACAGAGAAGGAAUACUUUGGCUUACAGCAUGGCGAGGACCCAGUGGACUCCCCCAGAUGGCUCGAGGCAAGCAAGCCCCUCAGGAAGCAGCUGAAAGGAGGUUUCCCCUGUACCCUGCAUUUUCGAGUAAGAUUUUUUAUACCUGAUCCCAACACCCUGCAGCAAGAACAAACCAGGCAUUUGUAUUUCUUACAACUGAAGAUGGAUGUUUGUGAAGGAAGGUUAACCUGCCCUUUGAACUCAGCAGUGGUUCUAGCAUCCUAUGCAGUACAAUCUCAUUUUGGAGACUUUAAUUCUUCCGUACAUCAUCCAGGCUAUCUUGCCGACAGCCAGUUCAUACCAGAUCAAAAUGAUGACUUUUUAACCAAGGUGGAAACGCUCCAUGAGCAGCACAGUGGGCUGAAGCAGUCAGAAGCUGAAUCUUGCUACAUUAACAUAGCUCGGACCCUUGACUUCUACGGAGUGGAACUGCACGGCGGUAGAGAUCUGCACAAUUUAGAUCUAAUGAUUGGAAUUGCCUCUGCGGGCAUUGCUGUAUACCGAAAAUAUAUUUGCACAAGUUUCUAUCCUUGGGUGAACAUCCUCAAAAUUUCUUUCAAAAGGAAAAAAUUCUUUAUACAUCAGCGGCAAAAACAGGCUGAAUCCAGGGAACAUAUCGUGGCCUUCAACAUGCUAAAUUACAGAUCUUGCAAAAACUUGUGGAAAUCCUGUGUCGAGCACCAUUCAUUCUUUCAAGCCAAAAAAUUACUACCUCAGGAAAAGAAUGUUCUGUCUCAGUACUGGACGCUGGGCUCCAGGAACCCCAAAAAGUCUGUAAAUAACCAAUAUUGCAAAAAGGUGAUUGGAGGAAUGGUGUGGAACCCAGCCAUGAGGAGGUCCUUGUCAGUGGAGCAGCUGGAAACCAAAAGCCUACCUUCCCGGUCCCCUCCCAUCACUCCCAACUGGCGAAGUCCUCGACUCCGUCAUGAAAUCCGCAAGCCCCGCCAUUCCUCUGCGGACAACCUGGCCAAUGAGAUGACCUACAUUACAGAAACUGAAGACGUGUUCUACACCUACAAAGGCUCCCUGUCCCCCAAAGACAGCGAUUCUGAAGUUUCCCAGCACCGAAGCCCACACCGAGAGAGUUUAUCUGAAAACAACCCAGCACAAAGCUGCCUCAACCAGAAGUCAUCCAGUUCUGUGUCUCCAUCUUCAAAUGCUCCAGGCUCCUGCUCCCCAGAUGGCGUCGACCAUCAGUUCUUGGAGGACUACCACAGGGUUACCAAAGGGGGCUCCACUGAGGAUGCCAGCCAGUACUACUGUGACAAGAAUGAUGAUGGUGACGGCUACCUAGUCCUGAUCCGUAUCACACCAGAUGAAGAUGGAAAAUUUGGAUUUAACCUUAAGGGAGGAGUGGAUCAAAAGAUGCCUCUUGUAGUCUCAAGAAUAAACCCAGAAUCACCUGCAGACACCUGCAUGCCUAAGCUGAAUGAAGGGGAUCAGAUCGUGUUAAUCAAUGGCCGGGACAUCUCAGAGCACACCCAUGACCAGGUGGUGAUGUUCAUCAAAGCCAGCCGGGAGUCCCACUCGAGGGAGCUGGCUCUGGUGAUCAGGAGGAAAGCUGUGCGCUCACUGGCAGAGAUCAGAUCUGAAGAUGAGCUGAGCCAGCUAUUCCCAGAGGCCAUGUUCUCCGCAUGCCCCGAGGGUGGGGACACUCUGGAGGGAUCCAUGGAGCUGCUAAAGAAAGGCCUGGAAAGUGGCACAGUGCUGAUCCAGUUUGAGCAACUCUACAGAAAGAAGCCAGGCUUGGCCAUCACAUUUGCAAAGCUGCCUCAGAAUUUGGACAAAAACCGAUAUAAAGAUGUGUUGCCUUAUGACACCACCCGGGUAUUACUGCAGGGAAAUGAAGAUUAUAUUAAUGCGAGUUAUGUGAACAUGGAAAUUCCCACUGCCGACCUCGUGAACAAAUACAUUGCCACUCAGGGACCCCUGCCACACACCUGUGCACAGUUUUGGCAAGUUGUCUGGGAUCAGAAGUUGUCUCUUGUUGUCAUGCUGACGACCCUCACAGAGCGAGGGCGGACCAAAUGUCACCAGUACUGGCCUGAUCCCCCCGAUGUCAUGAACCAUGGCAUCUUUCACAUUCAGUGUCAGGCAGAGGAUUGCACCAUUGCCUACGUGUCCCGAGAGAUGGUAGUCACAAACACUGAGACUGGGGAAGAACACACAGUGACCCAUCUCCAGUAUGUCGCGUGGCCUGACCAUGGUGUACCUGAUGACUCCUCAGACUUCCUGGAGUUUGUGAACUACAUGAGGUCCCUAAGGGUGGACCAUGAGCCUGUCCUAGUUCACUGCAGUGCUGGAAUAGGUCGAACAGGUGUAUUGGUCACUAUGGAAACAGCCAUGUGCUUAAUUGAGAGGAACCUGCCUGUUUACCCACUGGAUAUUGUCCGGAAAAUGAGAGACCAGCGUGCCAUGAUGGUGCAGACAUCUAGCCAGUACAAGUUUGUGUGCGAAGCAAUUCUUCGAGUGUAUGAAGAAGGGUUAGUCCAGAGACUGGAUCCCAGUUAGGACAACUGUGAAGCGUUCAUUCCCCCUUCCCUAGGGCUUCCUCCAAAAGAAGGGGACACACCUUCCCCCGGAGGCCUCCAGAGAUGCUGAUCGCUGUGGGAAAGGGAUGAGCUCAUUUGAAUCCAGGCACUUUAAAUUUCUGUGGAAAAGAUAUCCUGUACAUAGGAACUGAUGUAGAUAUGCAUGCAACUGUGGCUUCUUUGGGCCCAGAGAGACACGCAACAGGGAAAUUUCAGAUGGGGACUGUUUGCCUCUCUAGGCAUUACCAUCCCCCACCAGGCAUCCUUGGGCAAUGAGAAGGAAUGCCAGCGAUGCUGUUGACACCUCUGCCCCCCAGAAGCCAGACAAUGUGGCUACUUGUGGUUGCUCGAGUGUUUUGUGUGUUGAUGUGCGUAGGACUUCAAGGUUGAGCUUCCCAGGCCUCCAGGUGGGGCUGAACAAUUGGUGUCCAUUACCCCUGACACCAAGUAGACCCCAUGAAUGUUCCACAGGCAGGGCACAAAGGACUAAAGGCUGGAGGAUGAACAGUAUCUGUUCUGCCCUCCCUCCCUUCUGCUCGUGUUCCAAAGCAUCCCUACUCCUCCCCACCCCCAAAUUCCUCUUCUUCAGGUUCACACCCAGUGCCUGAACCCUAUUAAUAAUGUAUGUUCAGGUGAAUUCUCAGUCGACACUGGGAACUAGGCUGCGUGAUGCUAUUUCUUAGCUUUAGAAGCAGGUGUGCCUCUGCUUGCCUCCCACUAUAUACUCAGACACCAUGACUGGAAUCUCUGGCUACUGAAUCUUUUCAUGGAUUGCUGCUACUUCAAGCUUCACACUUGAAAUGAGACGGUUUUCCUGGGGGUGGGGGAUAGCAUCCAGACAUUCAGCAUUUGGGGCCCUUCUGAGAAAAGACCUUCUAGUAAGUGACCAUGGGAAACCCUGCUUCUCAAGGGUGAUGAUGGUGAUAGAGUGCGUGAGUGUGUGAGUGUGUGUGUAUGUGUUACCCACGGGCGAAUGUUUCUCAGGAUUCCUAACUUGAUUCAAAUUACUGUUGAGUUUAUAUAACGAAUGAGUCUCUGUACAGAAAAACAAAUGUGUGUGUUCACCCUCAGUUACAAUGGUCUCCAUUUCAUUUCAGAGAGGAUCAGACUUUCUGAAUAUAAACAUAAUUUGAUGUUAAUUUAUUCUAAGUACCCCAGGAUUUUAGUUGUCUUAGAGAAUUCUGCCUCUGUGAAUACUAUGUUAAUUUUUUUUUAAUUUGUGACAGGAUUGUAGCAAAUUAUUAUUUAAGGAAAAUAAAUUACAUGAACACUUUAAUGUGGUAUUUUUAAAUAGCAGUUUUUAUGUAUCCAGGAGCUACCUUCUAAUGGCAGUUAUAGAAAAAUGAUGCUUUGUUGUUAUUGUGGAUUUAGAUGAAGCCAUGUUGAUAUUUAGCAGACACUGGACCAAUUAAAUCAUUUCCUGGUUGUGAGAUAAGGAAGGAAGGGACCUGUCCAGAGGAGUCCAGGUUUCUAACGGUUCUUUCUCUGCAGGCUCAACCUAUCUUAGCUACUUCCCUCUUCCUGUCCUCUCCCCCACACAUAUUUUACUGCUCGAGGACAUGAGUAGGCAGGAGCGAUGCCCUGUGUAACAAGAAGCCCCUGGAAAGUUUGGAUAAAGGCUGAGAGAUUUGGUUCUCCAACCCACUCAACACCGAUUAGAUCUCAGCCUAGAAGCCAAGGGUCUCUACCUCUAUUUCCUUCUCUGGAAAAUAAGAGAAACAACACUCUUAGAAUGCGAGGACUGAUGAGAUCACACUAUGGAAAUGCAUUUUGCCCACUGGAAUAUAAACCAGCACUACUGAAGACCAGUUCCUUGGAAUUAUCGGCUUCUCUGUGGUUGGCCCUCAAAUACAUCAGACAAGCAGAAAUUUCUGGGUUUCCACAGAACAAUAUUCUUCUAGAAGGAGAAAGCAAGCAAAAGACGAUCACACUGAUACCCAGAUUCAGAACCCCACCCCCCAACGCCAGCAAAGCACCAAGAGGAGGAGGAGCAGGAAAUGCUGGCUACAUUUAAGUGGCACCAGGCCGUUUAGCAAACCAUCACCAUUUGAUAAAAAUGUAUUACCGCCCUGUGUGCAAAACACUUGCAAAGCCUGAAUGUCCUUGGAGAAUGUUUUACUGUUUUGUAAAAACAGGUAGUUUCAUGUGGCUAUGGGAAUGCUGUUGCUACACAUACAGAAGUUUCUCUGAAGCAUAAAAAACUGCAUCUGGCCUUUCUCUGCCACUGUGUGGGGCCAGCAGUUCAAACCCAGGAACAAGGUCCAUGGAUUCCUAGGAAGGACAAGAAACUAUCGCCAAGAGCAGAACACCCAAGUAAUUAGAUAUUCCUGAUUAAAGUCCGUAGCUCCAGACUCGUGCUCCCACACAUUCUGCCCUUCAACAAUCGCUCUGAAGAAGCUGUGUUUCAUCCUGACAACUGCAUCCGAAUCAGGGUAAAUAUUUUGCCUGGGAAAUUUGGCUAGAUGUUAAUGGAGACGAUAUUUACAUGCUACAUUCUGGCACCUUCCAGAAGAUCUCAGACAUACCAUGUAGGCUGACUUAAUCAGGAUGGAUUCCCUGCUGGUACCACUCUCUGGAACCUGCAACUUGGUCUUGUUGGCUUUCCAGAGAGAAAGCUGGAGUGGCUGGAUCACAAACCUCUACCAAUCACUUGUUUUUUGCCACAGUUGCUGAUACCGAAAUAAUGCAUUUAGACUAGUGUAGAUUCUGUUGCUGCUAUGUUCCUGCUUGGUCCUUUUAGUAUUAAUAUUCUUUAAAAUUAUCAUUUUAGGGGCACUAAGGGACCUUUCAUCCUCCCAAAGCAAUGAUGAGCAGCAUCAGUAGGAAAAAUAUUGUAAGAGGCAGGACUCAGUCCAGACCUGGACAUAAGGAAGCUGAGUUACCCUCCGUUCUUUUACAUGGCUUUGGGCUGGACUAGAUAAGCUCAAGAUUUUAUUCCAGGGAAACAAAAUUUAUCCUUAACCAAGUCUGAAGAGCUGACACAUAUGCAUAUCCUGUUUCAAACCAGGAGGAUGUCUUAGCCCUUGGCACUGUGGACUAUGAAGACAAGAUUGCCACUCCUGGUUCUCGAUUGUCAUCCAAGACUAAAAGCAGACCCAGUAAAGAUGGCAAAGGUCAUGUGACCUCAGCCUAGGGAACCAAACUACAGAGACUGAUGUUGGCUGUCUCAUCAUCAUGAUAGCUCACGUUCAGUCUGAAGCAACCAAAGGAUUGUGUUAAGCCAUGUUGUUUUCAAAAGUAUCUUACUGGUUCAGCAAUAUUUUUUUUUUCUGUAAAUUUGAAAUGUUUUACAUUCUGACCUGUUGUCAGUGACUACUGGAAAACAGUUUGGUCAAUAUAAAAGCAUUCAAGCUAUGCAACACUA